Paramacrobiotus metropolitanus is the source of this 2425-nucleotide messenger RNA. RefSeq names its product mesoderm induction early response protein 1-like. Bases 571 to 2055 code for a protein of 494 amino acids. Gene Ontology annotation, biological process: negative regulation of transcription by RNA polymerase II. Gene Ontology annotation, cellular component: nucleoplasm. Gene Ontology annotation, molecular function: transcription corepressor activity; histone deacetylase binding. The record is from RefSeq and is a predicted model, not a curated record. Lineage: Eukaryota; Metazoa; Tardigrada; Eutardigrada; Parachela; Macrobiotidae. The transcript has 2 exons.
AGGCUCCAGCGAUACCGCCGAUACGUGGUGCUGAUAAGCGCAGUCGCGCAACCGCAACUACUGUUGAUAUAGCUGUCCUGAACGAUAGAUCCCAUUUGUUCUGGAUUCUCUCAUCAUGAUUUCUGACGUAGACUACUGAUUUCUAAACGAUACUUGUGAGUUUUGAUAAAAGAUCUGUUUUUACACAUUACACUGAAUGCUGCUCCUCAUCUUCUGAUAAGUUACAAAAUCUGCUAAAUGGACAGGGUAUUAUUGUUCGUUCCUCAAAAUCGGUUUCUUUUCGUUAAAGUUUAAACUUUCAGUUUCUACUUGAUUGUUGUAAUCGUGUCGGGUUAAGGUCGUUAAGGAUAAUAAUUACCAGUUAUAGUUAUAACCGUUUCCAUAUUUCGUGUGCUUAGUGGGUGAAUCAUUUAAGCACACUGGAUGUGUGAAAAUCGUCGAACAAGUGAAGUGAAUGGCAAACGAGCAACCUGCACAACCUCCAGCUGACUAGCGUGAGUUUUUCAAAAGCUGUAUCUGCAGCUGGGAAGUGUAGUAUUCAUCAAAUUUUUAUAAUCAGUAUAAUGCAAUAUGGCAAAUCCAGUUAAUCCUGGCAGUGAGAUAUCUAAAUUUAUUGUGGAUGAUACAUACAUGGUGGAAACUGUUGCCGAGCCCGAAAUCAGUGGAGAUUCUGUUGUGAAGACAGUUCUUAUCAAAGAACAUGAAAUAGUGUUGCCUCCAGUAACCAAUCAGAAUGCUGAAACAUCUGCAGCGGAUGGAUUAAAACGUUCCGAGGAGGAGAAGUCCUCUACUACGUCCGAGAUUGUCAAUGCAGAUCAGGAAUAUGCUCCGAAGCUGGACGACGGAAUAGACGACGAAACGACGCUGGACGAUGAAGAGCAGAAUGGGAUCGCGGACGAGGAAGAACUGGAUGAGCUCCGCACUCUCCAGGAGAUGCCUCUGGAAGAGCUGCUGAAAAUGUACGGCGGAGCAGCGGCCGCACGCAGUAAACCGCCUGCCGAGGAAACUGUGGAAACCGAGUACACACAAGAAGAACUGGAAGCCAGUGAUCAGGCGCCACAAACCAGCCAUGCAGCGACAGCGUCACACGGCGAUGAAACUGUAGCUGGGGAAAGUUUUGCUGAUGAGGAGGACGGUUCAUCGAGUGACGAAGAGGAUGAGGAUGCCGCGAAUCCCGACGAUGAAAUCGGCGCGGAAAUGGGGCGUAAUGAUCUGUUGAAGUUUCUGUCACGAUUAAGGAGUCAUGGUGUGGAGAAUGAAGGGGAGGAAGAUGAUUCCUCGUCAGGGGAUGAUGAAGAAUUUGUACCGUUUCGACUGCUUAUGCUGAAGCGCGAAAUCCCCAUGGGGCCGGCGCAUCAGGUCGAGACUCCUGACGUGGAUGUAUUCUAUGAUGAAAAUGUGUCGGAACCGUCGGAUCAAGUAUUACAGUGGUCUCCGCACUUACCAGAAUCCAUCGUUAGAGAAUAUUUGAAAUCCGCGUACGUUCAAGAACGUGAAUUAUUGAAGCAAGAAAUCGACCCAGCUCAGUUGGAUCAGACAGAUGUCGCUGACGAUGAGGAAUUUCUAAAAGAACUGCUUGAUUGCAAUUACGACACAAACGAAGCGUUACGACGCUGUCGGCGAAACUUUCGUCCCGGCCGCUAUGAAAGCUCCAAGUGGUCAGAAAAAGAAUGUGAGGAUUUCGAGGCAGCAAUUGUUGAUAACUGGAAGCGUUUUAAUAUUGUUCAAACAGCUGUUCCUACCCGCACCGUUAAGGAAGUUGUGGACUUCUACUAUCGAUGGAAGAAAUCUAAUCGGUUUGAAGUUUUCCUGGCUAAAAUACGCCUUCCGGAUGGAAAACCUCAUGAACAUUUAGAGGAGAAAAUACGCGUACGAAUUGGUAAGAAAAGGGCAUUCGACGCUAUGGAUGCCGUUGCUGAAAAUAAUUUAUCCAUACCGGAAGCUAGUGGUUCUGGAGAAAGCAAGACGAAAGCUGCACGGCUGGAAACAACACGAGAUGAACUACCUAGCCUACCCACCGACUCAGAACAGGAUAAAAAGAACGCAGAUCAGUGAGCUGUUCGAAAAGAAAACUAUUUUGCGUUGCAGUUAAAUCUUCCAGUUAUUGUUUUAUUUGUUUUGGCAUGACCACAAAUCACGUGCAAAAUUUUGGCAGUUGCAUACCGUAAUUUAUUUGUUUUUUUUAUUUUAAAGUCUUAGUUAUAUCUUAAUCAUUGCUUUUAUUUUUAUCGUACGGGUAAUUCAUUCAGACGUACUUUUAUCCUAUCUGGCUGGUUUUUGACUGAAUUCUUUGUGUUCUUGCGUUAGUCUUGAACAUUACCAUUUUUUAUCGAAGCGAUAUUCUGCACUUAUUGCUACAGUACUUAUGUGCUCCGAAAACGAUGUAGUACUCUGACCCUCUUGCAGAAGUAAACCGUAUUUUGCU